CCUUCACCCCUCUUCUCUCCUUACAACAAACCAAACCACUUUAAACACACUUACAAGAUCAGUUACAAUUACACACUUUCACUAGCUAUUACACUUUUUGAGGGUUUUUUUUUUAUUCUACUAUAUAUGGGGGCAAGCUCGGGUAUAGUACUAGAAAUCACAGUUAUAUCAUGCGAAAACCUUCGUGUCACGGAGGAUCCAUACGUUGUCGUUAGGGCUGAGUCGUUAAAUUGUUGCACCUCGAAUAUAGCGAAGGAUUGUGGGAGCAACAAAACGAGUUUGUUUUCGUGGAACGAGAAGUUGAUGCUGAACAUGCCCAUGCAUGCAAGGUCCAUCACGUUCGAGGUGCAAUGCAACAGGUUCAAGGGCUUUCGACCUGCUGGGGUGGCCAGAAUCGCCGUGUCGGAUUUUCUCGGCGGCGCUGUGUCGGAAAACUGCAUGCACGUGUUGAGUUACCGGCUGAGGGACUGGGAAGGGAAAGAAAACGGGGUGAUUCAUUUCACGAUGAGGGUGGCGGCAGCGCCGGUGAAGGGGACGGUGGUGAGUAAGGGUUCCGGUGAUGGGUUCGUGGGAAUCAACGUUGGUGGCAACAAGUGCAACGAAGUUGUUGUUGGUGUACCGUUUUGAUAUGGAACUAUUAUCCACUGGUAUCCUCAAUUAGAGUUAAUCAUGUUCGAAUUCGAAUUGAGUAAGACAGUAAAAUUAUUUUUUCAAGUAUGGAAUAUUUGUGUGUGUACAGAACUCAAAUUUAAAAUUUUUAGUUCAACUGAAACAAUUUUAUAUUGGUUGUUUGGUGGUAUAUAUAUUAUCCUAAAGUUAUUUGUAGAUAAAUGUUAUUUUUGUAAAUUUUAUUUAUUUGUUGUGUAUUGGUCAUUGGGAGUGUGGAAACUAGAAACUCCAAAGUCAAAUUCAAUUCACUUAUAUAUUGUGGCAAAACAAGGUUCAUGUUAUUUCCAGGAAAUAUUGUCUUGUACCGUUGUACGUCAA
Messenger RNA from Glycine soja, 987 nucleotides. RefSeq names its product BON1-associated protein 2-like. The transcript has a single exon. The record is from RefSeq and is a predicted model, not a curated record. Gene Ontology annotation, biological process: defense response. Bases 127 to 627 code for a protein of 166 amino acids. Lineage: Eukaryota; Viridiplantae; Streptophyta; Magnoliopsida; Fabales; Fabaceae.